Messenger RNA from Mus pahari (shrew mouse), 2556 nucleotides. Its product is annotated as vomeronasal type-2 receptor 116-like. The transcript is spliced from 6 exons. Gene Ontology annotation, molecular function: G protein-coupled receptor activity. Lineage: Eukaryota; Metazoa; Chordata; Mammalia; Rodentia; Muridae. The record is from RefSeq and is a predicted model, not a curated record. Gene Ontology annotation, biological process: G protein-coupled receptor signaling pathway. Gene Ontology annotation, cellular component: membrane. The coding region runs from base 1 to 2556 and encodes 851 amino acids.
AUGAAGAAGCUGCAUUAUUUCACAAUUUUCUUCUCACUCCUGAAGUUUUCUCUCACCUUGUACAGUUUGACUGAACCCAGUUGCUUUUGGAGGAUACAGAGUAAUGAAGAUAAAGAUGGAGAUUUGCGAAGUGACUGCGGUUUUGUUCUUUUCACACAUGAGGGACCUAUAGAAGAAAAUUUUUAUAAUAAUGCUAUCAGUUUUAGAAUUCCAGGAAGAAGAUACGAGUAUUUUUUGGUAAUGUAUUUUGCUACUGAUGAAAUCAACAAGAACCCUCAUCUUUUACCCAACAUGUCUUUGAUAUUCUCCCUCAUUGUUGGCAUGUGUGAAGAUACAUUGGGAUAUAUAGACGAAAAAUAUUCUCCGCAAAAAAAUGCAUCGAAUUUUAUUAAUUACAAUUGUGGAAUACUGCAAAUAUGUGACAUACAAAUUACAGGACCAUCAUGGACAACAUCCUUAAAACUGGCAAUUAAUUCUAGGGAACCGAAGGUUUUCUUUGGACCAUUUAAUCCUAACCUAAGAGACCGUGACCAGUUCCCAUAUGUCUAUCAGGUAGCCACCAAGGACACACAUUUGUCCCAUGCCAUGGUCUCCUUGAUGCUUCAUUUUAAAUGGACGUGGAUAGGUCUGGUUAUCUCAGAUGAUGAACAGGGUAUUCAAUUUCUUUCAGGCUUGAGAGAAGAAAUGCAAAGACAUGGAAUCUGUUUAGCUUUUGUUAAUAUGAUUCCAGAAACCGUGCACAUAUACAUGACGAGGGCUGAGAAAUAUGAUAAACAAAUUAUGACAUCAUCAGCCAAGGUUGUUAUCAUUUAUGGUGAAAUGAACUCUACUCUAGAAGUCAGCUUUAGAAGAUGGGGAUAUUUAGGUGCUCAGAGAAUCUGGAUCACAACCUCACAAUGGGAUGUCAUCACAAAUGAAAGAGAUUUCAGUCUUGAUUUCUUCCAUGGGACUAUCACUUUUGCCCACCACAAUGGGAGGAUUGCUGAAUUUAGCAAUUUUUUGCAAACAAUGAAUACUUCCAAAUACCCAAUAGAUGUUUCUCAGUCCAUGCAGGACUGGAAUUAUUUUAAUUGUUCAAACUCUAAGAACAGUGUUAGGAAAAUGGAACAUUUUACACUCAAUAACACAGUGGAAUGGUUAGCACAGCACAAAAUUGACAUGGUCCUGAGUGAAGAAGGUCACAAUUUAUAUAAUGCUGUGUAUGCUGUGGCCCACACCUACCAUGAACUCAUUCUUCAACAAAUAGAGUCUCAGAAAAUUCCAGAACUCAAAGGAAUAUUCUAUGACUGUCAUCAGGUGGGUUCCUUGCUGAAGAGUAGGGUAUUUACUAACCCUGUUGGUGAACUGGUGAAUAUGAAACAUAGAGAAAAUCAGUGUGCAGAUUAUGACAUUUUCAACAUUUGGAAUUUUCCACAAGGCCUUGGAUUAAAAGUGAAACUAGGAAGUUAUUUUCCUUGUUUCCCACAGAGCCAACAACUUUGUAUAUCUGAAGAUUUAGUGCGGGCCACAGGAGGAACCUCGCCUCAGGUCCCCACCUCCAUGUGUAGCGAGACAUGUGCUGCUGGGUUCAGGAAAAUUCAUCAGAAACAUAGAGCCAACUGCUGCUUUGAUUGUGUCCUGUGCCCAGAAAAUGAGGUUUCCAAUGAGACAGAUAUGGAGCAGUGUGUGAGGUGUCCAGAUGAUAAGUAUGCCAACUUAGAGAAAACCCACUGCCUGGAAAGAGCUGUGUCAUUCCUGGCUUAUGAAGAUCCAUUGGGGAUGGCUCUAGGCUCCAUGGCCCUGUCUUUCUCUGCCCUCACAGUUCUAGUACUAGUCACUUUUGUGAAGUACAAGACUACUCCCAUUGUGAAAGCCAAUAACUGCAUUCUCAGCUACAUCCUGCUCAUCUCUAUCAUCUUGUGUUUUCUCUGCUCAUUGUUCUUCAUUGGACAUCCCAACCAGACUACCUGCAUCCUGCAGCAAACCACAUUUGGAGUAUUUUUCACAGUAGCCAUUUCUACAGUGUUGGCUAAAACAAUAACUGUGGUCAUGGCUUUCAAGCUCACUACUCCAGGGAGAAGGAUGAGAGGGAUGCUGGCAUCAGGGGCACCUAACUUGGUCAUUCCUAUUUGUACCCUAAUCCAAAUUGUUCUCUGUGGAAUCUGGUUGGUAACAUCUCCUCCCUUUAUUGACAGAGAUACACAAUCUGAACAUGGAAAGACCAUCCUUAUUUGCAACAAAGGCUCAGUCAUUGCCUUCCACUUUGUUCUGGGAUACUUGGGUUCCUUGGCUCUGGGGAGCUUCUCUGUGGCAUUCUUGGCUAGGAACCUUCCUGACAGAUUCAAUGAAGCCAAGUUCCUAACAUUCAGCAUGCUGGUAUUCUGCAGUGUCUGGAUCACCUUCCUCCCUGUCUACCACAGCACCAGGGGGAAGGUCAUGGUGGUUGUGGAGGUUUUCUCCAUCUUGGCUUCUAGUGUAGGCUUGCUAGGGUGCAUCUUUGUCCCAAAGUGUUAUGUUAUUUUAGUUAGACAAGAUUCACAUUUUCUGCAGAAAUACAAAGAUAAAUUGCCUUACUGA